GCAAUUGGUAGCACCUCAGGGCUGUCGGCUCUGAAUUUUUCGGUGUCUAGGAAAAAGCAUUUUUCCGAGUUCAAAAUCGGCCACCAAGCUGGAGGUCACAAGUUUCGAUGCAGCCGCCGGCGUCUCCCCUGGCGGAGGCUUGCCGCUCGAACAUCUCCAGCACCACCACCUGAUGCCCCUGCAGGCUCUGCACCACCAGCACCAUCCCCUCGACAGCAGUGCCUCUCUGCAGACCCUAACGCCCAUGUCCACGCACUUGCCUUCCGUCGCCGAUAUCUACGUCCAGGCCCACGAGGGACACUACAGUUACGCCAAUUAUUCCGAGCAGAGAGGCGACGACUCGUGGUCGGGGGUUACUUCAAGCGCUUCAGAAUCGUUGCCACCAUUCAACGCCGCCGCCGCACCCUCACCUUCAGCCCCCUCGCACCAUGCCUCUGCCUACUAUGCGCAGGAGGAUUCGGGCCCUCAAAAUGGAGCUGAGUCCAUGACAGAGCUAAGUGUGGUCGGGUCUGACCAGCAACAAGAAGCGGCGGCCUCCUCGCAGCAGGAUCAGCCCCCAAGCUACCCUGAGGCCCACCCGGUGGACCUGUCUAGUCCGAGGCAGUUAGAUUCACUUGACUCGUACAGCCGAGACCGCCGUAGCGCCGACCAGUACAAACACAACGGAUCGCUCGACACUGCUGAAUGGCAGUCUCCAGAGGUGAAACCCUACGGAUAUCCUCGAUGGGCUGUACCUUGGCCUCCACACUCUCCCCACAACCACCGCAGCUCUUAUUGGACUGACUCGGUUGAAAAUCCGACAGACUCUGGCUCAUCGAUGAUACUUGGGUCUUUGACCCCGCCGGACAAGAUGAAUGGAGAGCACCCACACGCGGCGGGGGUCGCCAGUGCCUCAGGCAUCUCGCACCACUUCAACCUGUCAUCUAUAGCUGGUCACGGCAUGCAGACGCCGCCGUCACCCAUCCCAACCCCCUCUCCGCCUGUUCCCAUUGAGAGAUUCAGUUCCUUGUUCUGCAGACCAAAGGACCAGCGGCUAACCCGCGAUGCCAUGAAAAGGUACCUGCGCGAGCGGAGUGACAUGAUCAUUGUCAUUCUCCAUGCCAAGGUUGCGCAGAAGUCAUAUGGCAAUGAGAAAAGGUUCUUCUGCCCACCCCCCUGCAUCUACCUCUUUGGUGAAGGAUGGCGGAUAAAACAGGAGCAAAUGUUAAAGUCUGGCGAGUCCGAGCAGAGUUCGCAGUUGUGCGCUUUCAUCGGAAUUGGCAACUCAGACCAGGACAUGCAGCAGCUAGACCUGAAUGGAAAGCAGUACUGUGCGGCAAAGACGCUCUUCAUCUCCGACUCCGACAAGCGCAAGCACUUCAUGCUUUCGGUCAAGAUGUUUUAUGGCAAUGGUCACGACAUUGGCGUUUUUCAUAGCAAACGCAUUAAGGUUAUCUCAAAGCCGUCAAAGAAGAAGCAGUCUCUCAAAAAUGCAGAUCGAAAUUUAUCCACAGUGUGUAUAGCCAGCGGAACCAAAGUUGCUCUGUUCAAUCGACUGAGAUCUCAGACUGUCAGCACUAGGUAUCUACACGUCGAAAACGGAAACUUCCACGCCAGCUCAACCCAAUGGGGCGCCUUCACGAUACACUUGUUGGAUGACAAUGAGUCAGAGUCGGAAGAAUUCACAGUUAGAGAUGGCUACAUCCAUUACGGCUCAACUGUGAAGUUGGUGUGCAGCGUCACAGGCAUGGCACUGCCUCGCCUCAUCAUUCGUAAAGUGGACAAGCAGAUGGCCCUUCUGGACGCUGACGACCCUGUCUCGCAACUGCACAAAUGUGCCUUCUACAUGAAAGACACCGAACGAAUGUACCUGUGUUUGUCUCAAGAAAGAAUAAUCCAAUUCCAGGCAACACCAUGCCCUAAGGAGCCAAAUAAAGAAAUGAUAAAUGAUGGUGCUUCAUGGACAAUAAUCAGCACGGACAAAGCUGAAUACCAGUUCUAUGAAGGGAUGGGUCCUGUUAGGGCGCCCGUCACACCAGUCCCUCUUGUAUCAACACUUCAUUUGAACGGAGGUGGAGAUGUGGCUAUGCUUGAGCUGACUGGCGAAAACUUCACACCCAGUCUGAAGGUGUGGUUCGGUGAUGUGGAGGCUGAGACUAUGUACAGGUGUCAGGAGAGCAUGUUGUGUGUAGUACCUGAGAUUUCCGCCUUCCGUGGUGAAUGGCUCUGGGUUCGACAGCCAACUCAGGUUCCAGUAACCUUAGUUAGAAAUGAUGGGAUCAUUUAUGCAACUGGUCUGACAUUCACAUACACACCAGAGCCUGGCCCUCGGCCACACUGCACAGCCGCUGAAGAUAUUUUGCGCACCAAUACUCAUCUAGGGCGUCCGCCCCCGCUCAGCCUGUCGGCCUUCGACUCUCAAGCUACCAUCCAAGGAGGAUUGUGAACAGAACAGACCAGUCAGUGGUUAUAUAAAUUUGUACUUAAAAAGUGCUGGAACGAUGAAAUCUCUAAAAUAUCACACUGCUACUUUAGUGAAUUUCCAAUGGUGUAAUACAUUCAUAUAGGGUAUGUUUGAUACACACAUGUGCACGCGCACGCAAUGUUCUUUUUUUAAUUAUUUUUUAUCAAGAAGGAAAAACUGUAUAGUGUUCUGUGAUUUUCUGAUACUGCAAUAUUUUUUCUUCCUCUAUUGUUGCUUCAUUGGCCAAAAAUUUAUUAAAGGAAAAAUAAGUUUUUGUAUGUUAAAUUAUUUAUGUACGAGUUUGAAAAAAAUAUGCAACUACUUGUGAAUGAGUGAAACAAUAUUCUGAGAAAAAUGAAAUGCAUUCUAUUUUCCUUGAUUUUUGUACCGAGCACCUUACCUUGAUAAAAAAAAAAAAUAUUAAAUUGCUGUUGUUAAGUGAAAUAGGUUCAUCAGGGGAAUAAGGAAUAAGAGAGGUCACACACUUACUUCAUUUAAUUUUAGAGAAUUAUAUAAAGAUUUUAUUAUUGCUAGCCUUUACAAGAAGAAAUUAAAAUGUUUUAUUUUGGUUUGAAUUAUUAGAUCGCCAGUUAUCAGAGGUGGGGAAAUUUUAUCACGAGAGUAAUAUGUUUAAACAAUAAAGUGAGAGAUGCAAGAAGGAGCUUCCUCUAAUUUCAUGUCUAACCCAGAACUAUUGACAAAAUACAAUAAUUAAAGACCUACAAUAAAUUUCUUGUAUUAUUUUAAUUUUACAAUAAUAUAAUACCCAAUGACUAAAUCAACAACCCUUGUACUACCCCUGCAUAUGUAUGAUUAUUUAACAAUAUACGGUAUUAUCGUGCAAGCUGUGUGAUGAGUGCAGCACACAUUUCGAAAAACUCCAUUGUGUGGUGGCCAGUAGCCUGUUGUUGUGGCGACAGCAGGUCUGCAUUUGAAAAAGAUUAGAUCCAGCAUCUGUUUGUUCCAUAUGGAUAUUUUCCAUUGAAUGCUCAAAUAUUACAUACCAGUGGAAGCGUUCAAAUCUUGCUCCUCUCCGCUGAGACUCUUAAAGUCCAGCAGGUAGCUCUUAGGGUCAACCUGAUAAAGCUGCAAGGACAUUAACACAUAGUCAUCCAUGGUCCUGUUCUUCUGGCGGACUCUGACGUAGUACGGAUUUAUCACUUUCCACUC
Neocloeon triangulifer is the source of this 3613-nucleotide messenger RNA. RefSeq names its product recombining binding protein suppressor of hairless-like. Gene Ontology annotation, biological process: regulation of transcription by RNA polymerase II. The transcript has 13 exons. Bases 173 to 2425 code for a protein of 750 amino acids. The record is from RefSeq and is a predicted model, not a curated record. Gene Ontology annotation, cellular component: nucleus. Gene Ontology annotation, molecular function: RNA polymerase II cis-regulatory region sequence-specific DNA binding; DNA-binding transcription activator activity, RNA polymerase II-specific. Lineage: Eukaryota; Metazoa; Arthropoda; Insecta; Ephemeroptera; Baetidae.